This is a messenger RNA of Aspergillus welwitschiae, 5082 nucleotides long. RefSeq lists its product as uncharacterized. Bases 1 to 5082 code for a protein of 1693 amino acids. Gene Ontology annotation, molecular function: chitin binding. Gene Ontology annotation, biological process: carbohydrate metabolic process. Lineage: Eukaryota; Fungi; Ascomycota; Eurotiomycetes; Eurotiales; Aspergillaceae. The record is from RefSeq and is a predicted model, not a curated record. The transcript is spliced from 12 exons.
AUGUGCUGGAGUAACUGUGAUGCCCACGCGGAGUGUGGAAAGGACUCACUCUCAGGCAAUGCUACCUGUCCGCUGAACGUAUGCUGCAGCCAAUAUGGCUUCUGUGGCACAACGGAUGACUUCUGCGGAACCGGCUGCCAGAAUGGAUGCAACCAACCGGGCUCGGGGGCGACCAACAGCAGCUCACAAAAGCGAAUUGUGGGCUACUACGAAUCGUGGGCCAGUGGUAAACAAUGCAUGGGAAUGAACAUCCAGCAGAUCCCAGUUGAGAGCCUGACUCACUUGAAUUAUGCAUUCGGUUAUAUUUCUCCCGGCACCUAUGAGAUUGGCCCUAUGCCAGACGUAGAUGCCUCGACAUUCACCAAAUUCACUUCCCUGAAGUCAAAGAAUAGUAACUUGGUCGUCGGAAUCUCAUUAGGCGGCUGGACCUUCAACGACAAUAAGACGUCCACACAAUCUGUUUUUGGCGAUCUUGUAUCUAAGGCCUCGAACAGAAAGACAUUCAUCAACAAUCUUCUUUCCUUUAUGCGUCAUUAUGGCUUCGAUGCCGUGGAUAUCGACUGGGAGUAUCCCGGCGCCCCUGACCGACAGCCGAACCAGGCCAACUCGGAUCAAGACGGCGCCAACUACGUUCUUCUAAUGCAGGAGAUCCGGGCUGCCUUUGACAGUCAACCGGAGACCUUUGUCCUGUCCUUUACCGCCCCAACUUCCUACUGGUAUCUUCGUUGGUUCGACAUUGGUGAAAUGGCAAAAGCUGCGGACUUCGUGAAUUUCAUGACGUACGACUUGCAUGGCGUGUGGGAUGCCGAUAACCCGAUCGGCGACCAUGUUCUUGCCCAUACAAAUCUCACAGAGAUUGAGGCUGCAUUGGAACUCCUAUGGCGAAACAAUGUCUCGCCUGAGAAGGUGAACAUGGGUCUAGCAUUUUACUCACGGACGUUUGAACUUUCAGAUAAGUCAUGUACAAAACCUGGAUGCCCAUUCAAAGGAGGCGCUAUUGAAGGUGCGUGCACAAAAAACUCGGGUACACUAUCGUACAGUGAGAUGACCGAUGUAUUGGCAUCCUACAACAUCACUCCGACGUAUGAUAAGGUAGCCGGAGUAAAGUACUUCACUUGGAACGAGAACCAGUGGGGUUCCUAUGAUGAUCAAGAGACAUUCCAGCAGAAGAUUGAAUUCGCGAAUUCUCAAGGUCUGGGGGGCCUUCUAAUAUGGUCUGUGGAUCAGGAUGAUCGUAAUCUCGAUGCUUUACGGGGAGUUCUCUACCCAAGUGAUAUCAAGGUUGAAAAUGACAUCGGCGAUGACGUGAGUUACUGGGGGAAUCAGAAUCCAGGGACUUGUGAAACGACGGAAUGUGGCGGGAUCUGUUCGCCCGGCACCAUCGAGAUUACCACUGUCUCAUGCCCCUCAGGGGGGAAGAAGCCUCAGAAACUCUGCUGUCCUCUUUCAUCCGCCCCGGACCCCAGUAGCUGUACUUGGCGGGGCGGACCUGGUCUCUGUAACGGGCAGUGCCAUGGAGGGGAAGUCGCUCUGGCUUCAAGUAAGAACGGUGGGAACGGCCACUGCAUUGACGGUCGCCAAUAUUAUUGCUGUGCUAUACCCGAGGUGGCGGAUGGAGUCGGGAUCAAUUGUGGCUGGCAAGACCAAUGCAGGUCAGACCAAACCCUGCUCACUUUUGCUGGUACAUUUUUGGAAGACAUCGCGCCCCUUACCUCAUUGGCAGGCCUGUACGGCCAAGCUCUCGAAGAUGCUCUCGCCCUGUUGGAUCUCGACAACGAGAAGAAAUACUGCUGCGGUAAGGAGGAGGCAACCAACUGGAAAGACUGUUACUGGGCUGGAACGACAGGCAAGGGACUAUACAGCUGCGAUGACAAUCAUUGCAACACCGGUAUCGAUGUGGAAUUGACAACCAGCUAUUUUGGUGAGGGAGAGACCUGCGCACCAAUGGAUGGACGACAGCGGGCGUUUUGCUGCACGCCGCAAAGUGGUGAGAGUCUGUUCUUGCCUGUUCCCCUUGAAUACCUAUUCCCAGAUCCUCCACCAGCCAACGUCGCAGACCCAUCGUUUAAUCUUGAAGUUGAUGACACGUGGGGAACUGGCAAAGCAAAAGGAGAGGAUGAUCCCAACGACGCUGCGUUCGGAUUUGUUGUGGUUACCGCACCGAACGAAGUAUCGGUAAACUUGGAUAAAAGAGAUGGUGCCCCAUGGGAAGUAUUUGAUUGUCCAGUCUCCGAGAGUGAGGAUGAACAUACAGUUCGUGUGGUUUGCACCGACUCAGGCCCCGGGAGUAGAUGUGAUGAUAUUCAUCUAGGCGAUGGAGUACCGGGCACAAUCUUACAAAUGCCAGCCGGGUGUGGACCAGGAAAGUAUGCAGUGGCGAAGUCCAUGGAAUUAGCUCACAAUCAGGAGUUGCCGAAUCACUUACAGAAGCGAUCCGAUCUCAAAAAUACUCGGGUGUACAGUCUGAACUUUGACUAUGAUUUCCGUCGUGUGCCCCGGUCUUAUGGCGAUAGUCAGAUGCGGAUUGAUUUCAGCAAUGAGGAAGGAUACUGGGAUGCAGUGGUAGACAGGCCAGGGCAGACGAGGAAAAGAAAACGCGAGCUCAAACAGCUCAGGAAGAAUCGGAAGCGCUGGCUGGAAGAGGAAUGGCGAGACGCAUACCACAAUGGAGGUGUAGCUCGAGAAGACCUGCAUCGAAGAUGGUUCGGAUCUGAUGUCAUCACAUGGCUAGCCAAUUUGGUUGGCGUUGGACAAGCCGAGGCGACGGUGGAGUUAAAUCAUCACGUUGAUGAGACUGUCCAGAUUAUCUUGGUUGAUGAGCAAUACGGGCCUUGUCCUGUGGGUCCGGCUUCAGUACAAGCCAGUAUUCGUGCAACUCUUGAAGCCAAUGUGCAAGUCCAUACAUCCUUCGGUAUCACAAUCAUAGUGACCCUGGGAUCCCCUCUGGAUCUCAGCAACUCAUAUCUCUAUUUCAAGAACAAGGGCAAAGUUACGGCGCAGUUUGCAGUGGAUGCUGUGGCUUCCGUGAAUUGGAAUUCCGGGGACAUCAAACUUAUUGGACUUGACAACUUCCCAGGGGCCACUUUCAAAGUCCCAGGAGUCGUGACCAUUGGACCUAACUUGGCAGUCUAUGCCUCUGCCGAUGCGGCUGUCACGCUGUCUGCGCACCUGGAAGCCGAGGUGAACAUUGUUUCCUGGGAUAUACAGCAAACGUAUCCGCAGACCGAUAAGUACCCGGUGGCUGCCCUUGAUUCGCCAAACUAUGACGGUACCCAGACUCUCGGUGUUCCUUCCAUCGAGGCUUCAGUGAGUGCAAGUGGAGAGCUCGCGCUUCACCUGAAGCCCAAGGUCUCUUUCGGUAUUGUAUUUGAUUCCCGGUGGGAUGUCUCUGACUGCAGCGUGGACCUGGUCUUGGACGGCUAUGUCAUCUUCCACGCAGAGGCAUCCUUGUCGACAGCCUCAGAUAAUUCCUGUCCCUUUAGUUAUGGGAUUGAUGCGGGAGCCAAUGUCUAUGGACAGCUCACUGCUCCUAGUCUUUACAACUGGGGUGGGACCAUGCAGGUGCCUAUUGCCAGUGUUCCUCGCAAGCAGAUUACCCCGGAGACAUGUGCUGGCGCGAGCACUUCUGCGAAGCAUUCGGUGGAUUCAGAGGAAUUUGACAACCAGUCUACUUCCGUUACUGAUCCUUUGUCGUCCUCGCCCUAUGAACAUGGUGAUUUCCUGGGAAGUGGAGAUUCCGUGCGCGAGGAAGCACUCAGGCUGAAACAACGUGACACUUUCAGCAUAGGUCCAAUAAUCACAGUUCCGGAAAGCUCGCUCUCGUGUCCUGGAGAGAAUGUGACCGGAUGCUUGGCAUGCGAUUCAUACGGAAGCGCCUCCUCCGGCAGCCUCAAAAUCCGGGACGUAGUGGAGAUGGAGGAAGACUCCUGCCCAUGGAUACCCUUAAGCGAUGGUGUCUGUACAGAUACAAGUAUCUCCAAGAGAGCUAUUACUCCAAAAUCCAUGACCCUAUCGUGGGCCGGUACCUUCGACUACGCCGACUAUCCUGCCUGCUCUGCUUCUAAUCUCGCGAGUAUCAGUUCCAUUUCCAAGUGGUACAUGCCCCGGGACACGGUAACGAAUGCAUGCGAUCCGACUAUAGUCAAGUUCAACAAGGACAACGGUAAUCCUACCGUGAAUAAGGUGCCCAUCAGUCGAAAUUUCGCCAACGAUCAUAUCUUUGAGGUUCAGCUUAUAUCUGACUUCCUAGAAUGGCUGUGCAACACCGGGUAUCAGAGCCGUUACGGUGGUAUUGGAGUUCUCGACUUCAUUCCCGGCUGGCAGCAGGCCGACGCAGUAUGGUGUGAAUAUGUUUUUGGCUCGGGUGUGGACAUCGGAGGGUUUGAAUUCCCCCUUGAUGCCCAAGACACAGAGCCAAGUAACUUCAUCACGAAUACUGGCACUCUAGUAGGAGGAAUUAAUCACCCCGAGUUAAUGGCAUUGUUGUAUGACAGUACGAAUGGUGCCAAAGGCGUGUGGGUUGGCGGCAGGCUGCCCAAUUGGAAAAAAGUGGCCGAUAAAGCCAAAGAUACAGCAAAGGUGAUCCAAACGAGCGCAAGUGUCUUCAAUUACUUACAGGUCCCUUACAUCACGUCAGCCUGGAUGGUAACAUCGAAUUCGAUUGAGGCCGCCUGUAACGCCUUCGACGAAAACUUUUGGGGCUCGGCUUAUGCCAAUGCAGCGCCAGGUACAGCCAUGAACGGGCCCGCCAGACCGGCCGGGGUGACCAGCUGGGGGCUGAGAACUGCCUGGUGCUUCUGGAUUGACAACCAUUUGGCAAAAAUCGAGAAAAACAUUGGUCCGUGGUUGGACUCAGGAAAGACGAGGUUACAAUCCUACACGACAGGGUCUGAUAGGCUGGCAUCAAAGUUCCUCGCAGCAUACAUGGGUUCCAGUGGGCUGGCGAGCACCAGCCGAAUGCGCUUCCCCCGGGCUGCCAACUUUGCGACCACCCCACUUCCAGGAACGGCCAACAGCGCCAUCACAACGAGCAGUAGAUACGGCAUGUGGGGUAACAACGGCUUAGGAGCCUUGGGGGUCUAA